Culex quinquefasciatus (southern house mosquito) is the source of this 2826-nucleotide messenger RNA. RefSeq names its product PDZ domain-containing protein GIPC3 (gene kermit). Gene Ontology annotation, molecular function: protein binding. The record is from RefSeq and is a predicted model, not a curated record. Lineage: Eukaryota; Metazoa; Arthropoda; Insecta; Diptera; Culicidae. The transcript has 5 exons. The coding region runs from base 1003 to 2052 and encodes 349 amino acids.
GUUUGAGACGCGUUUGAGUGUUGAGCUUAAGCCUAGUUUCGACGUCGAGGUUUUUGAAAACUUUCUCGCGUGAGGCUUCGACGUCGUGUCGUCAGUAUAGUACAGAGUUCAAGUCCACGAGAGAUCGCGCGCUCUCACUCUCAUACACCAGCCUGUUCCCGUUGUUCGGGGAAUUGAAAUUGUAAUUGGUUUCGCUGCCACGGCCGUCGAAGAAAGAAGUCUUUCCUUUCCUCUCAGUGUGAACGCGUGUAAUUCACCGCGAAAGCGCUUUCAAAAGUUUGGCAAAAGUGCGAAUUUUCCGCGGCGAUCCAAGUGUGCCAGGUGUGUGUUUGGUGGUUGGGCUAAAAUGUGACGUUUGUUUGUGGCUGAAAAUUGGAAUGAAAAAAAGUUGAUCAACUUCUCGACUCUUCAAAGCUAAAUUUCAAGUGUGUACAUAUAAAAUUCCAGCUUUUUCCUUACAAAAAUUGCGUGGUGGUGUGGUUCCUGUUAUCAGCGCGCUUGUUAAAAUAGUGUGUGUGUGUUGCGAGUGUUUGUGCACUCUGGUGAUAGAUAAAAAUACAGCCAAUUAUCACCUCGCGCAGUUCGCGGGCACUUCACCGUUCCGUUCUCGACAAGUGUUGGAGGCCACUCGCCGCGGAGAGUUUCGUACCUGGCCUGGGUCUGACGCGAGAAGCAGCAGCAGCAGUAGCAGAGAGAGAACCAGCAAAUGAUGAGGUGUUCGGCUUCGUUAUCUGGCUAAAAAUUUCCCGAAAAAUCAGUGCACUGAAUUUUACCGUUUUUCACCCCCGAAAAGAAAAUCAAAGGAAAAAGAUUAAUCCACACGUAGUGUGUGCGAGUGUGUACAGUGGUUUGGUGUGUGUGUGUUUUGUGUGAUUAAGUUGCGAGCAACAAAAAAAAUCUGGAUUAAUUUGUAAAAUCUUUCACAUCCGGUUCCGGGAUUUCCAACCAACGAACGCACCCUAAUAUCUUCCACGUGUGCGAGCAACAAAAAAAUCUAACCAAAUGCCUUUGUUCAACAAAAAGAGUGCGAAAAUCUCCAACCCAUCCCCCCCUAUGACGAAAGAUCCCCACAACCAGCACCACCAGCAGCUGGGUCACCACCACUACGACAACAACAACUACUACAACGGGAAGAACCCACCAACGGAGAUGCCGACCGCUCCCCACAUCGACGAUCUGAGCGGAAACGGAAACGUUACCAAACCGACGCUCGUCUUCAACUGCCAGCUCGCCCAUGGCAGUCCGACCGGAUUCAUUACGGGCUUCGCGAGCGUCAAGGAGCUGUACCAGAAAAUUUCCGAAUGCUACGACUUCUCCAUGGACGAGAUUCUGUUCUGCACGCUGAACUCGCACAAGGUCGACAUGAGCAACCUGCUGGGCGGACAGAUCGGCCUGAACGAUUUCAUCUUUGCACACAAAAAGGGCCGCCCGAAGGAGGUGGAAAUCGUCAAGUCGGAGGACGCCCUUGGGCUGACCAUCACUGAUAACGGCGCCGGCUACGCGUUCAUCAAGCGGAUCAAAAGUGGCAGCGUGAUUGACCGGAUUCCCCACAUACAGGUCGGUGACCACAUCGAGAAGCUGGACGGGGUGAACGUGGUCGGCAAACGGCACUACGAGGUGGCCCGCAUGCUCAAGGACAUUCCGACCGGGUCGACCUUCACGAUCCGGCUGGUGGAGCCCAUGAAGAGUGGCUUCCAGGGCAUUGCGCCACGCAACAAGGGCGGUGCCAAGCAGACGAAGCAGGGCUACGGCAGUGGCAAGGAAACGCUUAGGUUUAAGUCCAACGGGAAUGCAGCCAUCGAGGACGAGCACGACGAUGCAACUCAGUGUGGAAUAGAUGCCAUCAAUUCACUGCUAGAUUCGUUUAUGGGAAUCAACGACACGGAACUAGCGACGCAAAUCUGGGACCUCGGUAGCAAUAAAACCAACUCGAUGGACUUUGCCGAGGCGAUCGAUGCGUCCGACCUGGAGGCGUUCGGAUUCACCGACGACUUUAUCAUCGAACUGUGGGGAGCGGUCACCGAUGCCCGGCAGGGUCGUCAUAAAAGAUGAGACGGUGCCAAUCGAAGAUCGAGUCGAUGAAGCCUGUUGAUACUGAUGCAACAACAACAAUGAAAAAAAAAUGGAAAGCAAAGCAAAACAUUCCCCCCACACACUCCUAAGCAAACAAAAAAAAAAAGAAGCAAUACCACAAACAAGCAGAGAGAGAAAAUAAAAUAUGAUAACACAUAAAAAAGGCCAGAGGCACUUACAGUCAAUACAGUGCACUGUGUCCAAAUUAAUUACCCGCAAAAAAAGAGCUAUUUAUGAUCGAUUGUUGACCCCCCUCGGCCGAGAGGCGCAAGUGCUUCUUCGCGUCUUCGAUAAUAGCAUUUACAAUUUUCGUUAUGUUAAUAAGUGCGUCGUGUUUGUUACGAUGCGGGGAUGCGGACCAAAUGUGUGACGCGACGGUUCGGUCACAUAUGCCUUAUUGGAAAUUAUACUUAUGAUGAUGAUCAAGCAAACGAGCAAAUCAAUUUUCUUUACAGUAGCAGGUAGCAAGAAGAAAGCAAAGUGGGGCAGAAACGCGCGCGCGGAAGUGAUAUAAGUAAUUUUAACUAAUCGUAAUCGUAGUUUCAAGUGAAGAAAAAAACGAAAAAAAAGAAACAAGUGUACUUAUGCCGAAUUGUAUUUAGUGAAGCAAGGAAAAAAAGAAGCAAUCUUUUCAUUUAAGGGGAAAAUCAAGUCAUUCAGAAGAGAAAGAGAUAUUUUAGCUAAAAAAACGGAUUGAACAAAAGGCUUUUUUUGUAUACUUAGGAAACCCGAUAAGAUAAAAAUAUAAUAUAC